AUGGAUUGGACGAACCUGGUUGUGGGUGGCGUUCUGUGCGUCGGCGAGGCCGAAGAGGAAGAGGCAGAGGAUCGGAAACAUCACAGCGGAAGUUGCAGACUAGCCGCCGCGCCUUCUAGAUCCGCCUUUUAUCCCCCUCGACCCCCCCUCGACGCCCCCCACCUUCCGGCUUUGUCGUCUUAUUAUGCAGGUGUACUUAUUGGGCUCAUCAGCCUCUAUAGGCACGUUAUCGGUGGAAAAUCAUCUGUUGCAGCGACCAAAGUGAUGGCAAUCCUAAGAAAUGGAAAAAGCGACUCUUGGGAGACAAAAACCAGCCUCUUUGACUCGAUGGUCUCGUCAACACUGCUCUAUGCUGCAGAGAUCUGGGGGACGAGAUACCUGAAGGUUUUGGAGAGGACUCAAGUUCGAUUUAUCAAAUCACUGCUCCAUUGGCCAAGAAAUACACCGAACUAUGUGACUCGCCUUGAAAGUGGGAGAUCUCCAUUAAGUGUUGAAGUGUUGAAAGUGAUCAACUAUUGGACAAAGCUAAGCUUAAUGAGUGACGAAAGAUUACCUAGACAAUGCUUUAAUAGGCUUAGAACUCUAGACUCAUCCAUUGGAAAACCUGAUCCAACUUAUAACUGGGUUUCCCAAGUAAAGAUGAUUGUGGCGGAACUCGGAUGUCAGGGGAUGUUGUCUUGUGUUUUCUCUCAAGGUCUGAUGAGGUUCAAAGAUGAAAUCAUGGAAAAAAUAAGAAACCAUCACGCAUCCAAGGACAUCGACAGAGUGUUAAACUCUAAAUCAAACCCAAGAUAUAGAAAAAUCUGCUCCUUUAAUGUUACCAGACCAGAGGAUUAUCUUCAGUUCAGGGCUCUGAAUUUAAACAAAUUAAGAGCCGUUAGUCGUCUCAGAGUAGCAAGUUCGGUGUUGAACGUGCUGAUGACGAUCACCGUCGUCAAGAUCUACAAGUCGGACCUCGUCGCUGCCAUCGAGAAUGUUCAUUUCAUAAUAUUAGUGUCAGCUGAGAUAUUAGGAAUGAUCACAUUACUGAGAAAGAGGAAGUUAAUCAUAUCCAUAUACACCCUCAUUGGGAAGGAUUACUUUGAUUACGAAAACACGUUGGAUGACGAAUGCCUCGAAACAAAACGAUCUGCAAUGGAAAAGGCCAAAAGAAGAAAAUAUUUCAUCCAACGCAUAUUUGUUUCAUGCAUAUUUUGUGCCUGCAUCACCGUAUCAGUCCUGAGGCCUGUGUUGAAGAUCUUGUACUUCGACCCCUCUGAAGGAACUCCUGAUGAUGGUUUCGUAAGGGUAGCCAUGGUGACAGUCUGGACCCCAUUCGAUAAGUAUCAAUGGUAUUCGGUUGCUUUCAUUUGGUAUUGCGAAUGCGUGAUAGCUUGGAACACACCCUCCAUCGUCUUCGGAUCGACCUUCUUCUUCCUCUUCGCGCUGGAGGACCUCGGCGUUCAGCUGCAGCUGCUCAAGAAGAGCCUGGCCAACGUGAUCCAAAGAGCUAAGAGGAUCGAUGGGCCAAUAGAGGAAGGCAUCAAGUUGUGCUUGAAGUACUCCAUCAGGCACCACCAAAUUCUCUUCACGUAA
Messenger RNA from Nezara viridula (southern green stink bug), 1575 nucleotides. The record is from the annotation of a GenBank genome assembly. Lineage: Eukaryota; Metazoa; Arthropoda; Insecta; Hemiptera; Pentatomidae.